Messenger RNA from Colletotrichum gloeosporioides, 969 nucleotides. RefSeq lists its product as uncharacterized. The transcript is spliced from 2 exons. The coding region runs from base 1 to 969 and encodes 322 amino acids. The record is from RefSeq and is a predicted model, not a curated record. Lineage: Eukaryota; Fungi; Ascomycota; Sordariomycetes; Glomerellales; Glomerellaceae.
AUGGUUACGUGGGUGGCCUUCUUUGCCGCAGGUAAGUAUAAUUACACAACUCUCAGCCGUCAGUUGGCCACGGCCACACUUAACCCCCAAUUCUCACAGCUUUGCAUCAAGGUCUCCUGCAAGGCCGAGGCGGGUUCGAAUCGACUAUGCAUGCGCAUGAUUCAUCCCACAUACGUCGGCUCGGCUCUGAUUCUGCUGCCGCGUCUCUUGGUUCUUUGCGCCGUUUCGCCAGCUGAUGUCGAGGUCGACUUGGUGUUCCCGGUGGCCAACGAGACGUACAAGAAUGCCUCGCAGCUGUGGCAGGAGAAGGACGAGAUCGCGCCCUUUGUAAUUCAUUGGACCAUUGACGGAUACCCGGACGAAACCGACUUUCGAAACAGUGGACGGAAUUUUGGAACAGAGAAGUUGGAGAGCCUCGCCAAGCCUGGUCCUCGCCCAGAAGACGGCGUUCAUAUGGUCUUCGGGAGCCCCAACAGCAACAUGAUCAACGGCACGCAACGUGUUUUCUUGCUGGCGUACACCACAUUUUUGAGCUGGGCCUGCUCUCCAAACAAUUCCACGCCUCUCAGGCCGGUCUAUGCCUCGGAGCAGAUCACAUUUUAUUUGGACCCCGAGCCGAUUCGGCUGCCCGAUUUCGCCCACAUGGCGUCUUCCUGCCCUGUGCCCAUCACCAACUUCGAAUUUGACGGUCUUGGAAACUCCUUAGGAGAGCGAUGCAUGAAGAUGGCUUCCACUCGCGAGGCGGAUCCCUGCGGGCUGAAGCAGAAUGAAGAAGACCUGGCGAACCGCACAAUGAUGGCUAUGCUUGACUUCGCGGGAUGUCCAAACGGGACGUGGCCUGACCCUGAAGGCUUAUUGGGCCCUCGGUUCUGUAAUGCUCCUAAAAAUUCGUUGACUGCCAGGGAGCUCAGUGGAAAAUUGUUAGCCAUGUCAGUUCUCGCUUCUGCCAUUGCCAUUGGGAGCAUGUGA